This is a messenger RNA of Chanos chanos (milkfish), 1126 nucleotides long. It is a transcript of the gene homer1, whose product is annotated as homer scaffold protein 1. Gene Ontology annotation, molecular function: G protein-coupled glutamate receptor binding. The record is from RefSeq and is a predicted model, not a curated record. Bases 1 to 1086 code for a protein of 361 amino acids. Gene Ontology annotation, biological process: G protein-coupled glutamate receptor signaling pathway. The transcript is spliced from 10 exons. Lineage: Eukaryota; Metazoa; Chordata; Actinopteri; Gonorynchiformes; Chanidae.
AUGGGGGAGCAGCCGAUCUUCAGCACCCGUGCCCAUGUCUUCCAGAUUGAUCCAAACACCAAAAAGAACUGGGUUCCCACCAGUAAACACGCAGUCACCGUGUCCUACUUCUACGACAGCACCCGAAAUGUCUACAGAAUCAUCAGUCUGGACGGAGCCAAGGCUAUCAUCAACAGCACCAUCACUCCAAACAUGACCUUCACUAAGACCUCACAGAAAUUUGGCCAGUGGGCAGACAGUCGGGCAAACACCGUCUACGGUCUUGGGUUCUCCUCCGAGAGUCACCUGGUCAAAUUUGCAGAGAAGUUUGCAGAAUUCAAGGAGGCAGCACGAGUAGCUAAAGAAAAAUCUCAGGAGAAGAUGGAAUUAACUAGCACUCCUUCUCAGGCAAUGACCAGCGCUACAACAAAGGAAUCAGCCACAGGUGACCUUCAGUCACCUUUGACCUCUGAGAGCAUAAAUGGAACAGAUGACGAACGGGUGACAGCUAAUACUACCCAGAACUCAGAGUCCCGGGGAGAGGCCAACGCAGUCCCCUUCCCACACAGUUCUAACAUUAACAAGCACUGGGAAGCAGAGCUCGCAGCCCUGAAAGGAAACAAUGCCAAACUGACAGCAGCGCUCCUCGAAUCAACAGCCAACGUAAAACAAUGGAAGCAGCAGCUUGCGGCGUACCAGGAGGAAGCAGAGAGAUUACAUAAACGGGUGACAGAGCUGGAGUGUGUGAGCGGGCAGGCCACAGGCAUUAAGACCCAGAAGACAGAACUCAACCAGACCAUAGAGGAGUUAGAAGCAGCACUCAAGGCCAAGGAAGAGGAACUGGAACGUUUAAAAGAAGAAGUGCAAAAAGCCAACCAGCUACAGACUCAGAAGGAUACAGAUUCCCAGAAAUUACAGGAAACAGAGACGCGGAAUCAGGAGUUGGAGGCUCAGGUGGUGGAGCUUGAGCAGCGUCUGGAGAGCAGUCAGAUAGAACAGGAAAACUUCCGGAAAAGCCUUCGCUCGCUGCUGGAACUCCUGGAUGGAAAAAUCUUUGAGUUGACAGAAUUACGUGACAGCCUGGCUAAGCUCAUCGAGGGGAGCUAGGGCCAAACACAAUGACCUGUACUGGAACAGCAUUCGCCAC